UCAGAGCUUGUCUUCAUCCCUCAUCUCGAUAUCAUCGAAGACUUUGUCUGUACAACCGACGUCAUGGUGUGUCGGGGCCGUGGUGUCUUUUUUUGCCGAUUCUCCCUAACGGGACAUUUGAGUCACUGCUACCCAUCAACUCUACUUUUCAUUCUCGUCAACUACACUCCUUUCCAUCUCAUCUACAGUUCCAAUCAUCUUUGCAAGUAUCUACAAUCCUUCGCAAGCAAGCAUCAUGAUUUGGACUAAUUGCACGAUGUACCCUCUAAUCUACUUCUAUCUCCUCAAUCUUCUCUGUCUGGUCUCCGGAUUCAGUCUGUCGCCCGGUGACUCGGUCAUAAUUCCUGGCUGGUAUCUUCAGUCCUCGAUUCAAGCCCGAGAAAAAGCCAGCAAGCUCUCGCAGCCUGAUGCCACGACGGACUCAUGGCACCGUAUCGGGUCGCGCAGCACCGUCAUGGCCGGCUUGCUUCAAGCUGGGGUCUACAACGAGACCGAUCUCUUCUACUCGGACCAUAUGAACGGCGUCGAUCUAUCCGACUUUCAGUCCCCAUGGCUAUACCGUGAAGAGUUCGGCCUACAGCCCCUACCUAAGGGCGACCAUCUCUUCCUCAUCACCCACGGCAUCUCUUCCAAGGCUGAUAUCUACUUCAACGGCGCACAGGUAGCUUGGAGCGACUAUCAGCAAGGAUGCUUUGGCGGCCACCAGUAUGACAUAACGCCGCACGUCCGCUCAGGGAAAAACGCUCUUCUCGUUCAAGCCCACUCAACCGACUAUUCUGUCGACUUUGGCCAAGGCUUCGCAGACUGGAACCCGGCGCCACCAGAUAAUGGCACCGGUGUCUGGCGCAAUAUCGAGCUGAAGCAGACAGGUCCUAUUUCUCUGUCCCCGAUUCGGAUCGUCACCGACUUUAAGACCGCACCCAGUGAGCGAGUGCUGGUGACAGUCAUCACGGAUGUCACCAACCAGAACAAUGUGCCCAUCCAAGCAUCCUUCCAAGGGAUCAUCGCGGCGGAGCAAGAUACUGGCAUGCAGCAGCGGGUCCCGUUUUCGGGCAGUAUCCGGCUCAACCCCAAUGAGCACACAACCAUCUCAAUCCCUGUGACCAUUCAGAACCCUCAAAUCUGGUGGCCUGCUGCGUGGGGUCGCCAGCCACUCUAUGCGGUUCAGCUCAACGUGAGCACGCCUCAGGGGACAAUCUCAGACCGGGCACCGCGCACAACCUUUGGUAUUCGCCACGUAAUCUCUCAGCUCAGCCCCGACAAGGACCUCUCAUUCAGCAUCAACGGUCACCCCUUCAAUGUGCGAGGCGCAGGCUACGCACCCGACCUCUUCCUCCGCUUCGACCUGAAUCGCGUCCGCACCAUUUUCCGCUACCUCGAGCACCCGGAGUUUUACCAGUUGGCAGACCAAAUGGGAAUCAUGAUCAUAGCCGGCUGGGAAUGUUGCGAUAAAUGGGAAGGAUGGGACUAUAACCCUGACGGUCAAGGCCACCAGUGGACCACAACGGAUUACACAACUGCCUACCGGCAGAUGUACCACGAAUCCACCUACCUCCAAGCGCACCCCUCACUCCUCGCCUUCAUUCUCGGAUCCGACUAUUGGCCGGAUGAAUCCGCCAGCAGGCAAUACCUUGCCGCGCUCCAACUUACAAACUGGACCAACCCUGUCGUCGCCUCGGCCUCCGCCCGCGGCAACCCAUCCGGCCUGGGACCCUCGGGCAUGAAAAUGCUCGGCCCGUACGACUGGGUGCCUCCCAACUACUGGACCUCCAACAACACACCCGGUAUAACCGAGUCCGGGACUGCCUACGGCUUUGGGUCCGAACAAGGCCCCGGCGUCGGAACACCCACCUUGCCCUCUCUGACCCAGUUCCUCUCCCUUGCGGAUCUCCACGCCCUCUGGAGUCACCCCUCGUCGGGAUCCUAUCAUCUGUCCCCGCGGGGUGCCGGGGAAUUCCACACCCGCAAGAUCUACAACACCGCGCUGUUCCGUCGAUACGGGGAUCCCACCUCUUUGGAGGACUACCUCCAGAAGACCCAGUUGAUGGACUACGAAGCUACGCGAGCUGUGUUCGAGGGGUUCGCGAUCAACCAAAAUGCUGCCAGCAGCAGUAGUGCUCGUCCGGCAACAGGACUGGUGUAUUGGAUGCUGAACAGCGCGUGGCCCAGUCUACAUUGGCAAUUGUUCGAUUACUAUCUUCGGCCUGCGGGGGCGUAUUUUGGGACGAAGACGGCGGCGGCACGGGGUGAGCACGUUGCCUACGACUAUGUGAGCAGGGAGGUGCGUGUGGUCAAUCUAAAGGGCCCCCGGCUGACUGGAGGGGGUAAGACGGUGAAGAGGGUGGUGGAGGUAGAAUUGAUCACCGCUGUCGAUGGGAAGACGGUGGAAAAGCAGGCGGUGGGGGUGGAGGAGACCGAGCCGGGUGCAUCGGUUCCCGUUGCCAACGUGGCGGACGGGGUGAAUCGUCUACAGGGAGUGGGGUUCUUGAGAUUGUUGCUCAAGGAUGCCCUCAAUGGGUCAGUCCUCAGUCGCAAUGUGUAUUGGGUGACCAAGGAGAAUGACGUGCUCGACUGGGGCAAAUCGAACUGGUACACCACUCCGGUCUCGCGGUAUGCGGAUUUCACCGGAUUGAGCAACCUGCGGACAGCGAGUGUGCUGGCGAGCGUGACCGUCAAGCAGAAGGGAGAAGAUGGGUCGACCCUAGAGGUGACACUGGAGAACAAGGCCGAUAUCCCGGCUUUCUUUAUGCAUUUGACGGUUGUCGAUGCGGCGAGCCAGCAAGAGAGCGAGGCCGGCGAAAUCACGCCGGUCUAUUGGUCUGAUAACUAUGUGACGCUGUUUCCGCGGGAGAAUCUCAAGUUGACGGUGCAGACGCCGAAGAAAGAUGGAUGGAGGAUGGUCAUGUCUGGGUUGAAUGUGAAGAGGAAUGUGAUUGCUCGAGGGUGAGUUGUGCAAGAUGACUACUAUGCUUUGCUGCUGCUGUAACAAAAC
Aspergillus fijiensis CBS 313.89 is the source of this 2992-nucleotide messenger RNA. RefSeq names its product putative glycosyl hydrolase. The coding region runs from base 236 to 2947 and encodes 903 amino acids. The transcript has 3 exons. Gene Ontology annotation, molecular function: hydrolase activity, hydrolyzing O-glycosyl compounds. NCBI's taxonomy places the organism in Eukaryota, Fungi, Ascomycota, Eurotiomycetes, Eurotiales, Aspergillaceae. Gene Ontology annotation, biological process: carbohydrate metabolic process. The record is from RefSeq and is a predicted model, not a curated record.